This is a messenger RNA of Camelina sativa (false flax), 577 nucleotides long. RefSeq lists its product as uncharacterized. Gene Ontology annotation, cellular component: mitochondrion. The record is from RefSeq and is a predicted model, not a curated record. Lineage: Eukaryota; Viridiplantae; Streptophyta; Magnoliopsida; Brassicales; Brassicaceae.
AAUUACCCAUUGCCCUGAACCCAUUUAGACACAGACUUCUCUUGAUCGAUUUUGAUCGGAGAAGGUCGAAAAAGCUUUCGAAGAUCCGUCAAAUGGGGAGCUAUGUGGAGCAAGCUCGUGAGAAUCACGUCAAGAAGAAGGUCGAAGAAGCGCUGCGUAGCAAGAUGAAGGCAAAGGCAUUGAUGGAAUGUGAUCAGUACGUCUCAAAGUAUGCUGAAUGCGCUACAGGAAGAACGUUUUCUGUGGUGUGGACAUGUCGUAAGCAAGCUAAAGAGCUCAACACUUGCCUCCAUCAAUUCACCAAUGACAAUGUUUUGGAGGAAAUGAAGAGAGAGUAUAUGCAUCAAGAAGAGGGUAAAGUCUCAGCCUCGGCCAUAUAAAAUUUUUGUCGAACAAAAGAUUUUACUCCGACCAUAUAAUUCUGUCCCUUUGUUUUCUGGUCAAUAUGGAUAAACAGAUCCUUUUAUAACUAAACUGUGGCUUUUUUUUUCUUUUAAUAAGGGUGUUUCUACUUUUUAAGUAAUAGAUUUGUAUUUUGAUCCAAAAAAAAGGAAUAGAUUUGUUGUAUUUCCAUUUU